Messenger RNA from Brassica rapa (field mustard), 1600 nucleotides. Its product is annotated as S-alkyl-thiohydroximate lyase SUR1. Lineage: Eukaryota; Viridiplantae; Streptophyta; Magnoliopsida; Brassicales; Brassicaceae. The record is from RefSeq and is a predicted model, not a curated record. Gene Ontology annotation, molecular function: pyridoxal phosphate binding; L-tyrosine:2-oxoglutarate transaminase activity. Gene Ontology annotation, biological process: L-tyrosine catabolic process; biosynthetic process. Gene Ontology annotation, cellular component: cytosol.
GUAUAGAGGAAGAAUUCAGACCAACGAAAAUAAAAAGAAACACAAAAUAGAUAAAAAAGAAGAUGAGCAACGAAGAACCACAUGCCAACCUUGUGGUUCCCGCGUUUAAAACUGAGAAAGUGGCUAAAACGCAAACUCAGAAUGGCCUCGGUACCGUUUGGCGGUUCGGUGGAACCGAUAAGGCCGCGAAAGCCUCGACCUUAACGCUGAGAGGCGUUAUCUACAUGCUGUUCGACAACUGCAGCAGGGACGUCAAAAAGACAGUUUUGCCACUCGGCCAUGGAGAUCCUUCCGUUUACCCUUGCUUCCGCACCUGUAUCGAGGCUGAAGACGCCGUCGUCAACGUCCUCCGCUCAGGCAAAGGCAACUCUUAUGCUCCUGGAGCUGGGAUUCUCCCGGCCAGAAGAGCCGUGGCCGAAUAUCUGAAUGGAGAUCUUCCAAACAAGUUAACGGCGGACGACAUCUUACUGACCGCUGGAUGCAACCAAGGGGUAGAGAUCGUAUUCGAAUCGUUGGCUCGACCAAACGCAAACAUCUUGCUCCCACGUCCCGUUUUCCCUCACUACGACGCUCGUGCUACUUACAGUGGUCUCGAGGUUCGCAAGUUCGAUCUUCUUCCCGACAAAGAAUGGGAGAUUGAUCUCCAAGGCAUCGAAGCCAUUGCAGACGAGAACACUGUGGCCAUUGUUGUAAUUAACCCAAACAACCCAUGUGGAAACGUCUACUCUCACCACCAUCUCCAAAAGGUCGCAGAGACGGCUCGGAAGCUGGGAAUAAUGGUGAUCACAGACGAAGUGUACAACCAGACUAUAUUCGGAGACAAUCCUGUCGUACCAAUGGCCAAGUUUGCAUCGAUUGUCCCUGUGUUGACCCUGGGAGGCAUAUCUAAAGGAUGGGUUGUUCCUGGAUGGAAGAUUGGCUGGAUCGCCUUGAAUGAUCCCGAGGGAGUUUUCGAGUCCACCAAUGUGGCUCAGUCCAUCAGACAGAAUCUUGAAAUAACUCCUGAUCCUUCCACUAUAAUUCAGGCUGCACUUCCUGAGAUCCUGGAGAAAACGGAUAAAAGUUUCUUUGCAAAGAAGAACAAGAUACUCAAACAUAAUGUCGAGUUGGUGUGUCAUUGGCUCAAGGACAUCCCCUGCGUCAUCUGUCCCAAGAAACCCGCGUCUUGCACAUAUCUAUUGACAAAACUGGAGCUCUCGUUGUUGGAGGAUAUCAAAGAUGACACUGAUUUCUGCGUGAAGCUGGCUAGAGAAGAAAACCUCGUGUUUCUGCCAGGAGAGGCUUUGGGGUUGAAGAACUGGAUGAGGAUAACCAUCGGAGUGGAUGCCCAUAUGCUCGAGGAUGCACUUGAGAGACUCAAGGGUUUCUGUACACGUCAUGCCAGGAAGACAUACAUAAACUAAGCCAUUUCAAGCUUUGAAACUGAGUGAAAUUAAUAUCGGAGUAUAAGACACUACACGCCCCAAAAAGGCGUCUGAUGUAUUUCUGAUGUUUCAUGCAUGCUUUUCCAUUUUGAUUUCUAGAAUAUUAUGUGUAAAAACAUAUUUUAAUUUUUCAGUUACAAAAUGAGUCACUUUAUAUUGGAUAGACACUUUCUACU